CCAUCCCUCGGAUUAGCGCUUGAGCCGCAGGAUUUACCGGAGAGGUGCCUAUAAUUCACCGGGAGCGACGCGCCGAGUCAGGGCAGACGGGAGUGAUCCAGUUUCACUUAAUGUUCCUGCGGAGCCGUAGGUUUCUUUUUGAAUAUCAUUGCGGGACGCAUUUUGCGCACAUGCCUCCAGGACCUUCCAUACUUGACGCAAAGCUUUUCUGACCCCAGAAAAGCCUUGACCGAGUAACCGAAGUUGAGCAAUGGCAGGUUGUACUCACGGCGCAGUUUUGGGGAACUUAUUUGGUGGAGUCUGGUGUUUUCAUUAGUCAUCUGAGGAGGGAUAAUGUGUGUAGCUCCUGCUGCCAGUGGACACGUCUAAUCCCACCCCCGAUUACAGCGCACAGAUGGAUUGCUUCGUGCCGGCAAACCAGCCGACACCAGGGCCCGGUCACUUUCAUUUGACCGCUAUGCCUGCGUGUUGAAUACUGAGUUAAAGUCAUUUAAGGGCAGUUCAGCAUCAUUUGUACCUGGGUUCCCGGUUUCUCCUCCCGGCGGCGAAAUGAGGAGAGCUGUGCUGAAAGAAGCCGCAAAACGAUUCCCCUGGCUGGCCAAUGUCACCUUGUACGGCUGCUUAUUUGCCGGAGGUGACCUGGUCCAUCAGCUCAUAGCUCAGAACGAGCGCUUGGACUGGAGACACACCCGUAACGUGGCCAUCGUGGCCAUCAGUUUCCAUGGAAACUUUAACUACUUCUGGCUACGAGCCCUGGAGAGGCGCUUCCCUGGAAAGUCUGCCGGGAUGGUUCUCCGGAAACUGCUGCUUGACCAAAGCUUCGCGUCACCUUUGGCCACCAGUGUCUUCUACACAGGGGUGAGCGUCUUGGAGGGUAAAGAUGACAAGUUAGAAGACUGGAGGGAUAAGUUCUUCAACACCUGGAAGACUGGACUCAUGUACUGGCCUUUCAUGCAGUUGCUGAACUUUGUCUUGAUGCCAUUAUACUUGCGAACGGCUUUCAUGGGCUGCUGCGCCUUCCUCUGGGCCACCUUUCUGUGCUUCUCGCGGCAGGACGGCGACGGCACGGCCACCGUGGCUCUGGCCUUUGUCAUGGAUCCCCGUAAAACAUUAGAGGAGAUGCGUGAGGCCCGGCUGGCCCGAAGAAAGCAAAAGACCCAGAAGGAAAACUGAAGGAAGGAGGAAAAGAGGGUCACCACGUCUGUCAUUCAAGCCUUUGAGCUUGAUAGCAGGACAGAAGGCGUUUUCCCUUUUGCUAAAACCAGCAUUCUCAAAGUGAAAGUGUAGAGAGCUGAAGAGCAUCUGUUUUUUCUGUCAUUUACACUCACAAAAGUUUGACUGAUAUGGAUUUCGAAGACCAUUGUAGAAGUAAAUAUGAGGAAUUCCCAAAGUACUGCAAGCACUGGACUUUACUACUUUUGCCUCUUUGAAUACUCACAUUGCUACAUCACAAUAGGGCAACAUUUGGUUUCAAAUGUGAUCAACUUGGACAAAUGGACUUCUCACUUUAAAGGGUAUUUGAGUAGUGAUAAGGGACUGCGGCUGGUUGUAGUCUAUGCUGGUUUUAAUGUGAGCCUGCAGUGAAGAUCCUGAGAUCAGAUUUAAGGCCUCACUAUUUCUUUACACUAGUCGUGCCUUCUUUUGGUGAUAAGACCACUGCCCGCGACCCCUGGUCUACGAGCUGAUGGCUGACUAGUGACUGGUCACUAGUUGUAAUCAAUGCACUGAGAUAUAUAUCCCAGUGCCAUAUAUAUAUAUAUAUAUACAUAUAUGCUUUUAUAUUGGGAUGCACUGAUGUAUUAGCAUAAGAUCAGACCGACAGCAUGAGAUCAGACCGACAGUAUAAGACAACAGGCUUUAAAGCCAAACCAAAACCAUUGAUGAUAAUAUUCUGAAGACAUCGAGUGGCGGCAUUAGAGGAAAGGUCAGGAUAUCCUCAGAAACAUUACAAGAGGAUAUUAGUGUAAAUAAAGACAUGAGAGUAUACAUAUUCUUACCCAACUCAAUCCCAAUUAAUUUAUGCAGCAGUAAAAAAGAUUAUAGGCACAUUUCUGAAAAUAUUGAACUUUCCCAUCGAGGAUAAUGGUGAUGCUAAGCUUAGCACUACCAGGGCUCAUUAUUUGUCGGUGCAUCCCACUUAUGUUGUGUGUCCUAGUUUUACCUGUUUAACCUGUUUCUAUACUUUCUCAUCCUGUCCUCUUACUUGAACGAUCACAUAGGUUGCCAUCGGCCCAGAUACCUUAUCAUGCAACACAUCCAGUUACCUGCACCAGACCCAUUAUUUACUUUUGCGUAGAUUUUAAUUAGUGAAGUUGGAAGAUUUGUGUAGUUUAAUUCUAUUUAUCCAAAAGAGAGGGAAGAGAGUUUAAUAUUUAAUUGCUUCAUGUACAAUAGAUACACAGUUUUACGUCAGUGGUGUAUAACUCUGUGAUGUACAUAAUAUUUAUGGAUUUCUGUUUUUCCAUGUUCAACACGAAAAUAAAACCUCAAAUAAUAUUAUUUAUUGUUCAGAACAUAGUAAUAUUGCAUAUAAUAAACUGUGAGAUUCUUAACUUUUUUGUUGCAUCUGUAUGAUUGAACUUUUCUGUUGAGUGAAAACUUGUGUGUCCAAUUUGACAUAAGGGAAUGGAAAUUAAAAGUGAUGAAUAAAUCAGUCAAACACUU
Messenger RNA from Pleuronectes platessa (European plaice), 2664 nucleotides. It is a transcript of the gene mpv17l, whose product is annotated as MPV17 mitochondrial membrane protein like. The transcript is spliced from 4 exons. Gene Ontology annotation, cellular component: membrane; cytoplasm. The record is from RefSeq and is a predicted model, not a curated record. NCBI's taxonomy places the organism in Eukaryota, Metazoa, Chordata, Actinopteri, Pleuronectiformes, Pleuronectidae. Bases 550 to 1173 code for a protein of 207 amino acids.